CUCAUAAACUGUAAUAGGAAUACGACAUUUUAUCAGUUUUUUAUGUAUUUAGCGUUGAAACACAAGCUUGAAAACUAACUCAUAUAGUGAGAUGGGCCUGUGGAACACUGUACAGUGUACUAUUCAUACUUCUGAUGUUAUGAACUUGAAAAUGAUUAUUAUCUUUGUCUUUAUUGUGCAAGCAACUGGGCUGCCGCUUAAUUGUGCCGAAGACGGUGAAAAAUAUGUUCAGUUUUCCUGGAAAGGAUCUUGUGUUUGCGAGGCAGAUAAUCUUAAAAUGUAUGGAAAUCAAAUUGAUCUUGAGAGUGGAUCACUUAUUGGAAGUAAACCGGAUUGUAUUGAGUAUUGUAAGGAGCUAGAAGGCUGUGAGUACAUUACACAAAACAAGCAUACGCAAGAAUGCUUCUUUAGUACUGGAAAAGGACCUGUAAACGUUACUGAGGAUAAAGGGUAUGUUAACAAGAACGUUAGAAAAAGUUGAGAAAUAAUAUUUGAA
Messenger RNA from Eurytemora carolleeae, 496 nucleotides. RefSeq lists its product as uncharacterized. NCBI's taxonomy places the organism in Eukaryota, Metazoa, Arthropoda, Copepoda, Calanoida, Temoridae. The transcript has 4 exons. The record is from RefSeq and is a predicted model, not a curated record. The coding region runs from base 92 to 481 and encodes 129 amino acids.